This is a messenger RNA of Annulohypoxylon truncatum, 2013 nucleotides long. RefSeq names its product putative oxidoreductase. The transcript has 3 exons. Gene Ontology annotation, molecular function: FAD binding; oxidoreductase activity. Bases 117 to 1892 code for a protein of 591 amino acids. The record is from RefSeq and is a predicted model, not a curated record. NCBI's taxonomy places the organism in Eukaryota, Fungi, Ascomycota, Sordariomycetes, Xylariales, Hypoxylaceae.
CCAAGCAAUCGUAUUUGCUCAUGGACCAGAGCUAGGAGAUUACUAAAAAGAGAUAUACGCAUAUUAAAGCUCGUUUGACCACAAAAUAUUCGUUACUAUAGGUAACUGCAACAAAUAUGCAGUACUACAUUAUUGCCGCAGUGGCUGCACUAUUCAGCUGGUGUGCUCUAAUUCUCACUAUUCCUCCUUUGUCAUGUCGAUGCCGGCCGAGGGAAGCAUGCUGGCCAUCCGAUGAAGCAUGGAACCAGCUGAAUGUCUCCACCGGUGGCAACCUUGUUCGACUAAGGCCUUUGGGGCAUGUUUGUCAUUACCCAACUUUUGACAAGAGUGCUUGUGAUGAGUUGCUGCUUCUUGCCCGAGAUAGUGGCUGGAGGGCUUCUCAACCAGAAGCUUUACAAGAUUGGGUUUGGGAGGCAGGGUCUUCUCCAAACGAGACUUGUUCUAUUGGCGGACCAAGUGAGGUACCAUGUCACCAAGGUCAUGUUCCUCUAUACUCUGUCACCGCGAGAACCUUUCAGCACGUACAGAUAGCAGUCCUAUUUGCCAAGGAAUACAACUUGCGGUUGGUGAUCAAGAACACCGGGCAUGAUGGUUCCGGGCGUUCGGCUUCUCAAGAUUCGCUUCAAAUCCACACGCACCUACUCAAGGGGAUUCGAUAUCACUCGGAUUUCACAGCGAAAGGGGCUGCAACAUCCUCAGGGCCUGCUGUGACGGUUGGAGCUGGUGUCAUGCACUGGGAGGUUUACGAAAGGGGCUCCCAAGAUGGCUAUAUCAUAGUCGGCGGGGAAUGCCCCACCGUAGGCGCCGUAGGCGGCUUUCUCCAAGGAGGUGGCGUGUCUAGUUUCCUCAGCUACACAAGGGGACUUGCUGUCGAUAAUGUGCUGGAAUUUCAGGUCGUGAUAGCCAAUGGAACACUCGUAACUGCGAACCAUCAUGAGAACCAAGAUCUGUUUUGGGCUUUAAGAGGAGGUGGCGGUGGCACUUUUGGUGUCGUCACCCAGGCCACGGUCAGAGCAUACCCUGAUGACCCUGCUGUGGUAUCAACGAUAUCGCUUUCCUCAUCCCGUACGGACACUACCUUUUGGGGAAGUGGUAUCAAGAGUCUUCUCAGGAUUCUUCAAACUUUUAACAACGAUAACAUCCCCGGACAAUUCAUCCUCACGGCCUCCAAUGUUUCACUAAAAGCAGGUCUCACUCUAUAUUUCAUGAAUGAUACCAGUAUAUCCGCCGUAGAAGAAGAAACAAGGCGACGUCUAACUGAAUCAAUGGAAAAUGGAAUAUCCUACAAGAUGUCGGCUCAAUUUAUAUCUAAAAUUAGCCUCAAUUUUCGGACGACUCCCGAUGUCUACCCUGAUGAUUACGGGAUAACCCAAGCCUCUAUCCUAGUUUCCCACCAACUCUUCACUUCUCCAGAGGGCCCGGCGCGGAUGGCAGAAUCAUUUUCAAGGCUCGCCUUGGGUCCCAAGGACAUGCUUUUCACUAGCAACCUUGGGGGUAAGGUUAAUAUAGAAAACGAACCGACUUCUAUGCAUCCGGCUUGGCGAUCUUCGGCACAACUUGUAAACUAUGUAAGAGGUGUUGAUCCGACAGGAUAUGGGAAAUCACGAGCUUUAGAGGAGUUAAACAGCGUUCAAAUGCCGAUUCUUUACUCACUCGAGCCGGGAUUUAAGGCUUCUUAUCUCAAUCUAGGAGAUCCCAAUGAGAAAGACUUUAAGAAUGUAUACUGGGGAGAUAAUUACAAGCGUUUGGCGCAAAUCAAGCGUGAUGUAGAUAAAGACGGACUAUUUGUUACUCGGCUAGGUGUUGGAAGUGACGCAUGGGAUGACGAAGGCAUGUGCAAAAAGGGGGUGAUGGGUUGGUUAUCUCAAAGAAGAGAAGCCUUUCGAUUGUAAACAGAAUACUAGGUAUCAGCAUACUCCAUUCCUAGAAAUGAGUGACCAUUUUCCUGUUACUGAGGCAGAUAGGCUGGGCUAAACCGCCAUUCAGGUCUGAAAUGAUAUCUAAUUACCAUUA